Molecule: messenger RNA, 1762 nt
Organism: Micropterus salmoides (largemouth bass)
Lineage: Eukaryota; Metazoa; Chordata; Actinopteri; Centrarchiformes; Centrarchidae
Gene: vti1b
Product: vesicle transport through interaction with t-SNAREs 1B
Exons: 6
Coding region: 245-928 (227 amino acids)
Biological process (GO): intra-Golgi vesicle-mediated transport; intracellular protein transport; regulation of protein localization to plasma membrane
Cellular component (GO): late endosome membrane; SNARE complex; endoplasmic reticulum membrane
Molecular function (GO): SNAP receptor activity; SNARE binding
Source: RefSeq, a predicted model, not a curated record
AUUUAGCCUGUGUUAUUAAUUAAUAAAAAAAAAAAUAUCAUGUUUGAUUUUUGCUCUGGAUCUUUUUAGGCACUGGAUCACGAGGACCUUUAUUAUGCGGAAAAGUCUCGGGGAUGUGAUUAUUUUCAAAGCGAAACCUAGUAGAUUAACUCACAGUCUUGACUGUGAUUAGUGUUUUUACGGCAAAAAGACAAAGUACUUUCUCAAGGAAAGGCAGCUGAGCUGACGUUACAGUCAAUACAAAAUGUCGUCGGAGGAAUUUGAGAAGUUACACGAAAUCUACAGAUCACUGUAUGAUGAGCUCAAGCUAAUGCCAGAGAGAGUCCUGAAAAGCCACGGAGAGGAGAGGAAGAGGUUGGUGAGGACCUUCGAUGAGAGGCAGGGGGAGGCUGAGGAAGUGUUACAAGGAAUGGAAGAUGAGCUUCGUGGUGCCCCUACCUCCCACCGAAAUGCUAUGGGUACAAAGCUGCGCCUGUACCGCCGAGAUCUGGGCAAGCUUCAGAGAGACAUGAAAAACACUGCUCCUGGCUUUGGUUCUUCUUUCCAGCCAGUGGAAGGAAGUCAUCAUGGCAUCUAUGCAUCACAAAACCAACAAAGUACACACCUGCAGUCCCAGAGAACUUUGCUACUCCAGGGCACAGAGUCUCUGAACAAUGCCAGCCAGAGUAUUGAACGAAGUCAGCGCAUCGCCAAUGAGACAGAGCACAUCGGCACAGAUAUCAUCGAAGAGCUGGGAGAGCAGAGGGAACAGCUGGACCGCACCAGAAACAGAUUGGUGAACACUGGAGAAAACCUCAGUCGAAGCAGAAAAAUUCUUCGUGCCAUGGCACGGCGGCUGGUGACGAACAAGUUGCUGUUAGGUGUCAUUAUUUUAAUGGAGCUGGCCAUUCUAGGUGCUGUGAUUUAUCUGAAGUUCUUCCGAAAAUGAAAAACUAUGAAAUCUGAAAACAUUCUAAGCUCCAGAUCCAGGGCAAACACAGACUCUCUAUAUCUGUCUCCACUGACUAUUCUGCAGCAAUAAUGUUCUUCUGCUGUAUUCAGUAAACUGUUUCUGUGAGUGCAAAUGAGGACAAUGCGAUGGUUCAGUCUUAAAGUGAACAUUUACCAAGACGGGAUUCUGUCCAUGGGCAGGUGAAGUUCAUUUGCCAAGAAUGUUGAACCUGUUUAUGGACCAAACCUACAGAAAUGCCAUGGAUAAACUGUGAACUAAGGUUUGCACUGUUACAGACCCCAGAGAUGAUUCUCUGUAAGGAUUUAUACAAUCCUGAGUAUGAUCUACUUUCUCCUACAUUGUGUAGAUUCUCUGGUGACACUACUUGUUAAGUGUCACUGAUGGGAGGUUUAUUAAAUCUCAGAUUGUGACAAAAUGGCACCAGUUGAAUCUAUUUUGUUGUGUUGUCAUGUCCAGUAUCCAGAUGGUUGUAUUAAGCUCUGUAAUAAUUCUGAUUACUGAGACCUGAGGCCAAAUUUGUCAGUCAGAGGUGUGAAUUGGAAAAUGAGUGGAGACUCUUAAUACAUCCAAUGUUCUUAACAGUUAGUAAAGUUGUCUAAUCACUGUAUAAUACAGAAAUCACUGUUUGAAAUAGUUUAUUUUCAUUUCUUAUCUACACAUAAUUAAAGCUAAUCAUUAACCUUAGUGUGAAUUGAUUCUGAUAUUGUGAACAGAACAAAGUUAAAAAAAACAUCUGCUGUAGAGCUGACGCCACUAGUGAUGGGUAAAGAGCAUCUGUUACUAUGUAAUAAAUUCUCAAGUAAUAGGUGA